Prunus dulcis (almond) is the source of this 825-nucleotide messenger RNA. RefSeq lists its product as uncharacterized. Gene Ontology annotation, molecular function: cysteine-type peptidase activity. Lineage: Eukaryota; Viridiplantae; Streptophyta; Magnoliopsida; Rosales; Rosaceae. Gene Ontology annotation, biological process: proteolysis. The record is from RefSeq and is a predicted model, not a curated record. The coding region runs from base 1 to 825 and encodes 274 amino acids. The transcript is spliced from 7 exons.
AUGGCUUUCGGCGAAAAGGCAAACAUUGUUGCAAGUGGCACAAUAGUUGAGAUUAAUGUGCCAAACCAGCCGGUUCAUAAUGUUCCUUUGGGAGAGGGGAGCAUAAGAGUAGCUGUGAAUUGUGCACUAAAGGGAGAUUCUCCACUACCAAUCCCUGUGAAAGGAGUGUUCGAAACGGUUGGAGAUGCCCUUGGGUCGCAAGUAGCUUGGCCUCAAGAUCUUAUUGUCUUUGAUGAUAAAGUGAAGAAGAAGGAAACUACAAAGGAAAAAUUAGCAAAGACUUUAUUCAAGUCUAUAUCACCAACAAUGCCCCAAGUCUUGCAAGGUUUUAUAUGCAUACGCACAUCAAGUGAUGUCCAAAGCUAUUUGUUUCGCUUGGUAAAAAGCCAACAAAGGGAUCAAGUGAUUGGAUUUAUGGACCCAGCACGUAUCGCACAUGAUCCAAGAGAUGGGAAUUUGUGGGGACAUUGGAUCCUAACAAUAAUUGAUGAGGACAAAGAUAAUGUGUAUGUCAUGGAUCCUCUUGGGGCUCGUCACUCUCAAGAUGCAUGGAAAACUGUUCUAAAUAAGUGUUAUUUAUCUGUUAAAGUGGGAUCAAAGCUUUCAAUGCGCAAAUUAGGGGACGACCUCGGUGCUCCUAAACAAAGCGAUGGCAAGUCAUGUGGGUAUUUUGUGAUGAGAUACAUGAAGGACAUUUGUAAAGAUUCCUCACUUAAAUUUAGAAAUAAGUAUAGAGCUAGAAGGAAGGACACGUACACCCAAAUGGAAUUGGAUGAGGUGCGAGAAGAAUUGGCAACUCAUGUCCUAGAAUGGCUUUUUGAUUGA